Trypanosoma cruzi is the source of this 333-nucleotide messenger RNA. RefSeq lists its product as uncharacterized. The coding region runs from base 1 to 333 and encodes 110 amino acids. Lineage: Eukaryota; Euglenozoa; Kinetoplastea; Trypanosomatida; Trypanosomatidae. The record is from RefSeq and is a predicted model, not a curated record. The transcript has a single exon.
AUGCAAGGCUUCGAGGGGGCGACGAUGAGUCACCGGGAGCACUUUCUGCUGGUCGAUCCGGAUUUUGAGAGUGACGCCGUGAUCCUUGGCAGCACACAAGAAGCGCUUGGGGGGGAAUGUCAUGAAGCUGAGGGAAGCCAUGAGUACCUGCACCAGGUGGGAGUGCACCGACAAUGUCUACUACUACGGCACCACUGCGCUGAGGGCUCUCAUGGCGUGGGCGCUGAUGGGGUGCGUGCAGCAGCACACGAACCGAAGCUGCUCACGGGGCACUACGAUGACUUUUUUGGAGGUAAUGGAGGAGACGGCGAGCUUACCUGGGGAGAAUCUUAA